AUGCCGUCGGGAUGCCUGCGCAGGGCAGGGGGGGGUCUCGCUGCCCUUGGUCUGGGUGGGAGCUGGGAAGGUCUCCUGCGGCACAGGGGGCCGGUGAAGAGCCGAAUGGCCGUGCCAAGCGCCCAGCGUGUCACCCCGCACAACUCUGUUAUUUGCAAGUCGCGGAUCAGUCCAUCCAGAAACAACCCUCCCUCCCUCGGCGAGGUUCCAAAGCUCUCCCAAAACCAGGCUAACCCCCGGUCUCCUGGCCCUUUCAGAGUCGAGCAUCCCGCUGGAGGCUACAAGAAGCUCUUUGAGACCGUGGAGGAGCUGUCCUCUCCGGUGACCGCCCAUGUCACAGGCAGGAUUCCCACCUGGCUGCGAGGAAGCCUCCUGAGAUGUGGCCCCGGCUUGUUCGAGGUGGGUGCAGAGCCCUUCUAUCACCUCUUUGACGGCCAGGCGCUCCUCCACAAGUUUGACUUCAAGGAGGGGCACGUUACCUAUCACCGAAGGUUUGUCAGGACUGAUGCUUACGUGAGAGCGAUGACCGAGAAAAGGAUCGUGAUAACGGAAUUUGGCACCUAUGCGUACCCAGAUCCGUGCAAGAACAUCUUUUCCAGGUUUUUCUCGUACUUCAAAGGUGUUGAGGUCACUGAUAACGCCCUCGUUAACGUCUACCCCGUCGGCGAAGAUUAUUAUGCCUGCACUGAGACCAACUUUAUAACCAAAAUUAACCCCGAUACAUUAGAGACCAUCAAGCAGGUGGAUCUCUGUAAAUACGUGUCCGUCAACGGGGCAACGGCCCAUCCCCACGUUGAAAACGACGGGACGGUUUACAACAUUGGCAAUUGCUUUGGAAAAAACUUUGCGCUCGCCUAUAACAUCAUUCGGAUUCCUCCACUUCAGGCAGACAAGGAAGACCCGAUGAACAAGUCGGAGGUGGUGGUGCAGUUCCCUUGCAGCGACAGGUUUAAGCCCUCUUACGUGCACAGCUUUGGGCUGACCUCGAACUACAUCGUGUUUGUCGAAACGCCAGUGAAAAUCAACCUCCUCAAGUUCCUCUCCUCCUGGAGCCUUUGGGGAGCCAACUACAUGGACUGCUUCGAGUCCAACGAAACCAUGGGGGUCUGGCUUCACGUGGCAGAGAAAAAGAAAGGCAGGCUCCUCAACAUCAAAUUCCGCACCUCGGCCUUCAACCUGUUCCACCACAUUAACACCUAUGAGGAUAACGGGUUUCUCAUCGUCGACCUCUGCACCUGGAAGGGGUGA
Molecule: messenger RNA, 1248 nt
Organism: Balearica regulorum gibbericeps (East African grey crowned-crane)
Lineage: Eukaryota; Metazoa; Chordata; Aves; Gruiformes; Gruidae
Source: RefSeq, a predicted model, not a curated record